GUGAUCGGUUCCGGUUGGAGCCGUGCGGCCUUGACGCAGCCAGAAGCCGAGCCUGCGGUUUACAGAGGCAGCCGGCACCAUGAGGGAUGUGAGCGGGUUCCUCCAACAGCAGCAGAUCGGGGCCGGAGAGCUCGGCCCUGACUGGCAGCAAAUGGAGGAGCUUUACAACAAAAAACUGUGGCACCAGUUGACUGUCCGACUCCAGAACUUUGUUCAAAAUCCCUGCUUCGCCACAGGUGAUGGUCUGAUCAAGCUGUAUGAGAAUUUUAUUAGUGAAUUUGAACACAGGAUUAACCCUCUGUCUCUUGUGGAGAUUGUUCUACAUGUUGUGCGGCAAAUGACAGAUCCUAAUGUGGCCCUAACAUUUUUGGAAAAGACAAAAGAAAAGGUCAAAUCCAGUGAUGAGGCAGUGAUUCUCUGCAAAACAGCUAUUGGUGCUUUGAAAUUAAAUGUUGGAGAUCUGCCAGUGACAAAGAAAACAAUUGAGGAGGUGGAUGAGAUGCUGACUAACCUUCCUGGGGUUACAUCAGUUCAUGGACGCUUUUAUGAUCUGUCAAGCAAGUAUUACCAGAUAGUUGGAAAUCAUGCUUCCUACUACAAGGAUGCCCUGCGGUUCCUGGGUUGCAUUGAUAUCAAAGAUUUGCCAGUUGCAGAGCAUCAAGAGAGAGCAUUCACUCUUGGAUUGGCUGGACUUUUAGGUGAAGAUGUUUACAACUUUGGAGAACUCUUAAUGCAUCCCGUGCUGGAGUCACUUCGAACCACAGAUAAGCAGUGGCUGAUCGACACUUUGCACGCAUUCAACAGUGGCAAUGUGGAGAAAUUUCAAGCGCUCAAAGCAUCUUGGGGACAGCAGCCUGACCUAAGAGCCAAUGAGCUGCGACUGAUGCAAAAAAUCCAACUCCUUUGCCUGAUGGAGAUGACUUUCACCCGUCCAGCCAACCAUCGGCAAUUAACGUUUAAGGAAAUUUCUCAAAUUGCAAAGGUUCCUAUUAGUGAGGUGGAGCUUUUAGUGAUGAAGGCACUGUCUGUCGGUUUGGUGAAGGGCAGCAUUGAUGAAGUGGAUGAACGUGUUCACAUGACUUGGGUUCAGCCUCGAGUUUUGGACCUACAACAGAUUAAAGGAAUGAAAGACAGAUUGGAUUACUGGUGUGAGGAUGUGAAAAAUGUGGCGUUACUUGUGGAACAUCAGGCACAGGAUAUCCUAACCUAACCAUUGCUCUGUCUGGGAUCACUUGACUGCCCAUUUUAAAAUUAGUCAUAGAGUUUUCAGUAGGUCAUUUUCAGAAAUGAACUCUAUUUUAAUAACUUGGGACACGGUGAACAGCUACACCAAUUUCACUUCUUUCAAACCUCACAGAACUAGCUUUAUUUUCUCAGGAGUGGUAUCUUUACCAAAGGAACAAAGAUUUCAUGUUUUAAAGUGACUUGGGCCUGAAAUGAACUUUCUUGCUCAUUUAGUUAUUUCUGUGACCCCUUGCAUCAGGAGUUUUUAAUUAAUUGUCACACAGGCAACUACAAGUAAUAUAGUGUAACAGUUGUUACGAGCCAGGAACCCAGAAAUCAGAUCUAAAAAUCCCCAACAGGGAAUUUGAAUUCAGUUUGAAAAACUUGAUCUUAAUAAAAGUGAUCAUGAAGCUCUCAAAUUGUCCUAAAAUUCUAUUUGCUUCAUGUCCUUUAGAAAAGGAAGCCAGCUAUCUGAGCCCAAAAUGUGACUCCAAUUCCAUGUCAACUUUUUUUAAUGUAGCCCUUUUAAACCUCAGUCUACAGGCAGUUCAAGCUUGAGUUUUCAGCUAGAAAUUUAACUAUGACAAACUAAUUGGUGAUUCAAUAAGCCCCAUCAUAACUUCAAAGCAGUUUGAAAUAGGCAGUAAAUACUGGCCUAUGCAUUUUGACAAUGAGAAUAAUUGUCGUAACUAAAAUAAACAGAAAAUGUUGGAGGGACCCAGCAUGUCUGGCAGCAGCAUCUGGAGAAAAUGUUACUGUGUCGAAUUCAAAAUGACUCCUCUUUGAGAGAAAGGGGUAUAUGACUCGGUUAGCUGUGUUUCUGUAUACUUAGAUGCUACCAGACCUGCUGAGUUUACCAGCAUUCUGUUUCCCAGCAUCUGCAGUAUUUUGCUUUUAUAACCAUCCGUAUUGUUCUAUGAUGUAGGACUGGUCUGCUGCCCAAUCAAGUAAAGAGGCCACAGAUUGGUAAAUAUUCCUGCAGUCUCCGUGCUGUACUCCUGCCUGUCCCAAUUUUAAAGCUUUUUUUAAGACAGGAUUAAUGAAGUUAUUGCUAAAAUCAUGAGAUGACAUGAUCCAUUUUACAUGAAUAUUUAAGAUGGAAUAAAAGUAUUUUAAAAUGUU
This is a messenger RNA of Stegostoma tigrinum, 2346 nucleotides long. RefSeq names its product proteasome 26S subunit, non-ATPase 13 (gene psmd13). NCBI's taxonomy places the organism in Eukaryota, Metazoa, Chordata, Chondrichthyes, Orectolobiformes, Stegostomatidae. Gene Ontology annotation, molecular function: structural molecule activity. Gene Ontology annotation, biological process: ubiquitin-dependent protein catabolic process. The record is from RefSeq and is a predicted model, not a curated record. The transcript has 13 exons. Gene Ontology annotation, cellular component: cytosol; nucleus; proteasome regulatory particle, lid subcomplex. Bases 80 to 1210 code for a protein of 376 amino acids.